CAGCUAUACGUGCAACCACUUCACAUCCACAUAAUUCAUUGAUCAUGGAUCCCAACAACCCCAACCGCGAAACAAGGUCAACACCACAGUAUGGCCUUUACCAGCGUGAAAACUUCUGGAAGAGCAAUAAUGGCGAAACCGUUCCUUUCAACACCGACCCCGCCAAACUCGAGGCCCUCGCGAAAGACCACCUCUCCGAAAACGGCCGGCUCUACGCCUCAUCCAACGCUGGACUCUCCCACACCCACACCGCGAAUCGCCAAGCCUUCUACCGCCACCGCAUCAUCCCCCGCAUGCUCGUUGACACCAACACGCGCGACACCAGCACCACCAUCUUCGGCCACACCGUCUCCGCCCCCAUCGGCUUCGCGCCCAUCGGCAUCAACAAGAUCUACCACCCACUAGGCGAGCUCCCCGUCGCGAAAGUAGCGGGCGAGCUCGGCCUGCCCUAUUGCCUGAGCACCGCGGGGUCGCAGCCUAUCGAGGACGUGGCGAAGGCGAACGGGGACGGGCUGAGGUUUUUCCAGCUGUACAUGCCGCAUGACGAUGAGCUGACGCGGUCGUUGUUGCAUCGGGCGUUUGAUGGCGGAUUCAAGGCGUGUAUCCUCACGCUGGACACGUGGCAGCUGGCCUGGCGCCACGACGAUGUCGCCACGAGCAACUACGCAUUCUACCACGGGAUCGGCGCGGACUUGGGCUUGAGCGAUCCGGUGUUCAAGAAGCGGUUGAGGGAGAAGGGAAUCGAUCCGGCCAAGCAGCCCAACGAGGCGGGCGCGUUGUGGAUUGAUAAUGUCUGGCACGGGCGCGCCCAUACGUGGGAGAAGGUUCAGUGGGUGAUGGGCGUGUGGCGGGAGAUUUCAGGGGGUUUGCCGUUCUGUCUAAAGGGGAUUCAGAGUGUGGAGGAUGCGAAGAAGUCCGUGGAGAUUGGGUGUGAGGGGAUUGUGGUGAGUAACCAUGCUGGGAGGCAGGUUGAUGGUGCCAUUGCGAGUCUAGAUGCUUUGGAACAAAUUGUAGACGCCGUGGGGAACAAGACCUACAUCAUGUUCGACUCCGGCGUUAGAGGAGGCUCCGACGUAUUCAAAGCCCUCGCACUCGGUGCCAAAUUCGUCUUCGUUGGGCGUCUCUGGGUUUGGGGUCUCUCAAUCAUGGGAGAGACUGGAGUCCGGCAUGUCAUGAAGAGCUUGUUAGCUGAAUUCGAUAUUCUGAUGAAUGUGGCCGGCUUCCAGAAUAUCGAUCAGAUUAACCGGAAGACACUCGACUCUUUUGAGAAGAACUAUCAGCUUCUUCCAGUGAAGUCAGCACUUUGAGAUUAGUCUAUGACGUACCCGAAACGUUGGGCUGAUAUUUCAAGUUUGUCUUCGACAAGUUUCGAAACGGAGUAUUCUCCGACCUCUCCCGAGGUCUGAGUUGUCUGCCAAGAUCUCUCCUUUAGAUAUCGUGCAGUAGAUCAGCAAUUGGAGAACAUUGAAGACUGUAAAUAGAGGACAACAUUGUUAGAAAGCGCUUUUUGUUAGAACUUUUAGACUUACAAGGCAAAGGAAUGUUAUUGAAAAUCCAUUGGUCACGUGCCC
Molecule: messenger RNA, 1571 nt
Organism: Mytilinidion resinicola
Lineage: Eukaryota; Fungi; Ascomycota; Dothideomycetes; Mytilinidiales; Mytilinidiaceae
Product: FMN-dependent alpha-hydroxy acid dehydrogenase
Exons: 5
Coding region: 45-1307 (420 amino acids)
Molecular function (GO): oxidoreductase activity; FMN binding
Source: RefSeq, a predicted model, not a curated record